AUGAGUUAUUGGUGGUUGAAAACCUGUGUAAUUUUAAAUGGAUUUUGCCUUUGUUUUGGUCUAAACAGAGAUGAAAUUAUAUUUCACUACAACAAUACGUAUAAGUAUAAUGAGCCAUAUACAGUUGCAGUCAGUAAAAACACAGAAUACAUAAUGGAAUUUGGUGGUGACUUUGAAGCUUAUGAUACACCAGCACGGGUGACAGUUGCAAGUGAUUUUGCCAAUCAAACAUAUCCGUUGUUCAUAACAGCAAGGCAACAGAAAGGUGUGUUUUCAUGGCAGUUACCAAUGACAGUGCAAACCCUAAAUGGAUUGGAAAAGUUCACAAAUAUAUCAAGGACACUCUGUCCCCACAAUAAUAUAUUUUCAGAGGAUGAAGACACAUGUCAUAUGACAUCACUAAACACUCCAAUUGUCCAUCUUACAUCUUCAUCUCCGGAUCCUAUCAGUGUUACCAUACUAGUGGAGACAGUUGAAGAUUUUUACAUAAAACUCAACACAACAACAAAUUUAACCAGUACACCAAGCCAGCCUAAAUAUUACUUUUACCCAUUUGAUCAGCGCAAAAAUAAAAUUGUUGAUAUGGCAACACCGAGUGAGAGAAAGAAGUAUCUCUGCUCGGGUGAAAAGGGUCUUUUGAACCGUAACCUGGACAUAGACUAUGGAUGGUUGUCAAAACCAAAAAGUGUUAUUUUAAUGAUUGAAUCUGAUGAUGAUAUUUGUGCUCUUGUUUCGAUACAGAAUUUCGCGUGCCCAGUAUUUGAUAACGAAAGAGAUAUAUUGUAUGAUGGAUAUUACCUGACGAUGACUAGACGCGGUGGAAUCACGCUUACUCAAGACAUGUUCCCGAUAGGCUUUUACAUCGUGUUCAUAGUGAAGACCUCUGAUGAGGACUGUAGUGGUCAAUCCAUAUCUAAUGCAACUUUACCAAAAAUGGCUCAGUAUUUCGGAUGGGACGAUAAAGUGAGUGUACCAACAAAUGAUGGCAGAGUCAAGAGUUUCAGUCUCCGAGUGAUUGAAACAAUAUCAUAUAGAGAAUAUAUGAUAGCUGCCGGAACAGCUCUUGGGUUUUUCCUGUCUUUCUAUAUAGCUUUCAUAAUAGUGAUUGUAUGUCAAAGACGAAGACGAGAUCAUGAAACACUUCUGCCGCCAAUUACGCCGCACGACAAUUCGCAAGUGUCGUUUAUAAGACCAACACUAGAUGGCAGUAGCGGGAGUCGAUACUGCGCAGGCGAUCUACCCACUAAGACAGAUGGCAGUUCAUCUUCCGACACCGAUUCCGAUUUAUCGACUGUGGACGAUGUAAAUACUGAAAGUAAUUUAUACUUGCAAGGGAAUAAGCUGUGUGUCGCUAAUCUUUCUAGAUGCCGUCCACGUGUUUUGUCAGCGAGGUCUAAAAUGUACCUUUGGAAUGUUUUGACUGUCGCAGUGUUCUAUACGUUACCCGUAAUACAACUCGUCAUUACUUAUCAAAGGUUACUAAACCAAUCGGGAAAUCAAGAUCUAUGCUAUUUCAACUUCCUAUGCGCGCAUCCGCUGGUGGUUCUAUCUGACUUCAAUCAUGUGUAUUCAAACCUCGGCUACAUUUUACUGGGAUUCUUAUUCCUUAUAGAAGUUUGGAAUCGACACAGGAAAUAUGUGGAUGUCAAUCUCGGUAUACCCCAGCACUUUGGUCUUUUAUACGCGAUGGGAAUUGCUCUGGUCAGCGAAGGUCUCCUCUCUGCAGCGUACCACGUGUGUCCCAAUAGCAUGAAUUUCCAAUUUGACACGUCGUUCAUGUAUGUUACGAGCGUGCUGUGUAUGGUGAAGAUAUACCAAUCGCGUCACCCGGACAUCAAUGCGCGGGCGCAUGCCACAUUUGGAGUUCUUGCUUUAAUUAUAUUUAUUGGUUUGGUGGGAGUACUAAAUGCUAAUUUCUACUUCUGGGUGGCAUUUACCGUUCUUCAUCUGGUCACUUGCUUGGUGCUCACCUUCCAGAUAUAUUAUUUGGGCCGGUUUCGAUGGGAAGGGGCCGUGAUAUACAAAGCGCUGACCGAGUUCGUUCGGCAACCGUUAGCGGCCGUUACGCCCACGCAUUGUGGAAGGUGUGUGUUGCUAGUCAUCGCCAAUCUUGGUAACUGGGCGAUCGCUGCCUAUGGUGUAACUCAGCAUAGCCGCGAUUUCGCGUCUCAUCUUCUUCUAGUGCUGAUGAGUAAUCUGUUCCUUUACACACUAUUCUAUAUCGUUAUGAAACUCUUGCAUCGCGAAUCCAUCCGAUGGUAUAGCUGGGUGUUCAUCGCUUUGACAUAUACGGUGUGGUUCAGUUCGAGUUAUUUUUAUCUUGAUUUGAGUACUAACUGGGCGUUGACACCAGCGCAAUCUCGACAGAAUAACAAGGUGUGCAGUCUCUUACAACUCUACGAUUCUCACGAUAUUUGGCACUUUAUGUCUUCUACCGCUAUGUUUUUCUCCUUUAAUAUGUAUUUAACUAUUGACGACAGUCUCUCGCAUGUGCCCAGAGGGGACAUUGCCGUGUUUUAG
This is a messenger RNA of Pieris macdunnoughi, 2520 nucleotides long. NCBI's taxonomy places the organism in Eukaryota, Metazoa, Arthropoda, Insecta, Lepidoptera, Pieridae. The record is from the annotation of a GenBank genome assembly.